GGGCGGGCGGGAGGCGGCUGGAGGGAGUCGGGCCGGCCCGGGUGUGUGCGCCGCCCACGGUCCGGUCACGUCCCCGCGCGGGCGCCGCCGCCCGCGUCGUGCGGAACGAGGGCACCGCGGCCCCGCGCUCGCCGCCGCGCCCCGCCCCGCCCCGCCUGGAGCAGCUUGGCUGAUGCUCGCUGCCGCGGCCCGAAGGUGAAGGGUGGAUGCCUGAGGCGGGGGGGCCCCAGGGAGUGCCCGCAGCUCCAGCACCAGCGGCCAGCCCUCCAGCUGCACUUAGCAGCAUCGCCACGGCAACCGGCGCCCAGACAGCUCCCCACCAUCGGGCGGACACGGACGGGGGAAUGACCUCGGCGACCUGGGCCCGGAGGCAGCCCCGGGAGGUGGCGUGUCACUAGAGGGAGGGCCAGGCCACCUCCCACGGCACACGCACACACCAUGCCCGCUGGAGAAGAGGGGCUGGGGCAGGGGCCACGGCCGGGCGCAGCCUCCCCCUCGCACCCACGCUGAGCACUCCGAGGGCCCCGGGGCUCCCUCCGCCCGGUGUGUCUCGGCCUUCCCGUCCCCCUGCUCUGCCUCUGCGCUCGCAGCUGCCGGACCAUGGGAUGUCGGCAAAGUUCAGAAGAGAAAGAGGCAGCGCGGCGGUCCCGGAGAAUCGACCGCCACCUGCGCUCCGAGAGCCAGCGGCAGCGCCGGGAAAUCAAGCUGCUCCUGCUGGGCACCAGCAACUCGGGCAAGAGCACCAUCGUGAAGCAGAUGAAGAUCAUCCAUAGCGGCGGCUUCAACCUGGAGGCCUGCAAGGAGUACCGGCCCCUCAUCAUCUACAACGCCAUCGACUCGCUGACCCGCAUCAUCCGCGCCCUGACCGCCCUCAAGAUCGACUUCCACAACCCGGACCGUGCCUACGACGCCGUGCAGCUCUUCGCGCUGACCGGCCCCGCCGAGAGCAAGGGGGAGAUCACGCCCGAGCUGCUGGGCGUCAUGCGGCGCCUGUGGGCCGACCCCGGGGCGCAGGCCUGCUUUGGCCGCUCCAGCGAGUACCACCUGGAGGACAACGCCGCCUACUACCUGAACGACCUGGAGCGCAUCGCCGCGCCCGACUACAUCCCCACCGUGGAGGACAUCCUGCGCUCCCGGGACAUGACCACGGGCAUCGUGGAGAACAAGUUCACCUUCAAGGAGCUCACUUUCAAGAUGGUGGACGUAGGCGGCCAGAGGUCCGAGCGCAAAAAGUGGAUCCACUGCUUCGAGGGCGUCACGGCCAUCAUCUUCUGUGUGGAGCUGAGCGGCUAUGACCUGAAGCUUUACGAGGACAACCAAACCAGCCGAAUGGCAGAGAGCCUGCGCCUUUUUGACUCCAUCUGCAACAACAACUGGUUCAUCAACACCUCACUCAUCCUCUUCCUGAACAAGAAGGACCUGCUGGCGGAGAAGAUCCGGCGCAUCCCGCUCACGGUCUGCUUCCCCGAGUACAAGGGCCAGAACACCUACGAGGAGGCCGCCGUCUACAUCCAGCGGCAGUUUGAGGACCUGAACCGCAACAAGGAGACCAAGGAGAUCUACUCGCACUUCACCUGCGCCACCGACACCAGUAACAUCCAGUUCGUCUUUGAUGCGGUGACAGACGUCAUCAUACAGAACAAUCUCAAAUACAUCGGCCUUUGCUGAAGGAGCAAAGCUAACCCAGUUGCCUGUGGUGAAACCCACGUGAUAUCACACCCCACUUCUGGUAGGGAGACACAGCCCAGGGGCAGAAAAUAGGGGGCCCGAAGAAAGCCUCCCCUCCCCUGCUCUGCCACCUCCUUGACCCCAUGUUUCUGCAAACAAAUAUAUAUGGAUAGAUUGCUAGAUAGGUAUGCACGCGCACGCGUGCACACGCGCACAUACACACACACACAUGCACACCACACAGACACACACACAGACACACACACACACACACGACAGCAAAGUUCCCCAAAGCGUUGAGGUGUCUUGAAGACUUGAGGAUCAGUCAUCAAGUUCACUACUAGCCCUUCUUUACCAGUCACUUUGCCUUCCUGACUCGGCCCCAGGCUGCCAGGUGUUCCCUGGAGGACAGACGGAAGGGCAGCUGCGCCCAGACCUGGGUCCCCGGGAGAAGGCCAGUGGUGCCUGACUCCAGACAGGACGCCUUGCCAGUGGCCGGGAGGAAGGAGCAGGCUCCGUGACCCUGCACUCCUGGCCCCACCCCCCCUCGGCCUCCUCUGAACCGUGCCCACCCUGGAACCUGGAACCUGGGUGCGUGGCCAGGGGACAGGACGGGCCCGACCCAUCGCCACUCGCAGCUCUUUUGAAACAGCUUCAGAAUAUGCAGCAAGAAUCCACCCGAUAACACGAGUGGCACGGUUUGUUUCCAGCGAGGCCAGCUGGACUCCAGCUUUCUUCUACUAGUCUGAUGUUUUAUAAACCCAAACCUGGUUUUUCUUCUCUGCCAUCCAUUUUUUUUGGCCAAACCUUGUGGUGUUUUGCAGAAAACCAGAAAUAACAGAAAAUUUCCAAUGCAGUGGAGUAUUCCUUUUUUAAAACGCAGAUUUUUUCCAGACAUAUUUUUUUUUCAGGUAGUCUUUUUUCGUGUCUGGCUUGCUGAGUGUCAGAGUUGUUACCCGGACGAGUGUGUCCCUCUGCCCGGCGGGCAGUGUUGUACAUAUGCCCGUGCCGCGUCCUCUUGUUACUGGUGCCAGUUUCUGCUUCGUUUUUCUUUCGGAAAAUAAAUGUGAUAUAUUGGAGGAAGGUCCUUCGCCACGGAGCAAAUGAACAAUAGCGAGGACGUCUCGGUAUUUAAGGAAUAAGUCCACUGUGGCUUUGCAAGUGGAGGAAGGGGCAACGCGAGAGGGGCCCCGUGCCUGAGACCCUGAGUGCGGCUAAGACUCCUGUGAAGGCUCAGCCGGCGUUGUAGCCUGAGGGAGGCCCUGCUGGGACCAAGGCCCUGGGGCACCCAGCCCAGAAGGACGUUGGCAGAGGGCCCCGUGUAAGUCUGAAUUCACUGGCUGCCGAGAGGGCAGGCCCUGUCAGAGCCCUCGCCAAGCCCCCCUCUCGGCCUUUGUUCAGUCCCUGUGGGUCCCAGCCCAAAGUGCAGAGUCACAGCCAAAGGACCUGAAGACAUGUGGAGAGGGAAAGAGGAGCUGUGUGGUCGGAUUAAAGUCAAAGGUUGUCUCCUUUAAGAAAAUAAAAACCCUGAAUGAGCCGA
Sorex araneus (European shrew) is the source of this 3208-nucleotide messenger RNA. It is a transcript of the gene GNAZ, whose product is annotated as G protein subunit alpha z. Lineage: Eukaryota; Metazoa; Chordata; Mammalia; Eulipotyphla; Soricidae. Gene Ontology annotation, biological process: adenylate cyclase-modulating G protein-coupled receptor signaling pathway. Gene Ontology annotation, molecular function: GTPase activity; GTP binding; G-protein beta/gamma-subunit complex binding. The transcript has 3 exons. The record is from RefSeq and is a predicted model, not a curated record. Gene Ontology annotation, cellular component: heterotrimeric G-protein complex. The coding region runs from base 601 to 1668 and encodes 355 amino acids.